This is a messenger RNA of Lagopus leucura (white-tailed ptarmigan), 828 nucleotides long. It is a transcript of the gene MRPS24, whose product is annotated as mitochondrial ribosomal protein S24. The coding region runs from base 217 to 807 and encodes 196 amino acids. Gene Ontology annotation, cellular component: mitochondrion. Lineage: Eukaryota; Metazoa; Chordata; Aves; Galliformes; Phasianidae. Gene Ontology annotation, biological process: translation. The transcript has 3 exons. The record is from RefSeq and is a predicted model, not a curated record.
GGACGUGGGGUGUGGGGACACACCGUGGUUGGGGGUUGUAGGAUGUGGGGACACCAUGGGGACAGCGAUGGUGGUGGCAGUGCGAUGUGGGGCACUGGGACACUUGUGGGGCACUGUUGGUGACACUGGGACGUGGGGUGUGGGGACACCAUAGGUUGGGAUCUAGGAGUGGUGGCACUGGGAUGUGGGGUGUGGGGACCCUUUGGGACAUGGCUGAUGGUGGCACUGGGAGGUGAUGCGAUGGACGGAGCGGAGCCUGGGCUGCGGGCACCACGCGGGGCUCCUUGCAGCCGGCGGCCCAGGGACACGAAGGGCGCCGCCGGCCCAGCGCUGCCUCCCCCCCAGGCGCUGCCCGGCAUCCCGGCGCUCCCCGCCGCUCGCGGCCUCCACUCCACGCCGCCCCUGCUCAAGACGCGGGCGGCUCGGGUCCGCGUGGGGAAAGGCGACAAAGGCGUCACGUACGAGCGCGCCCACCCGCCGCAUUACAUCGCGCACCGCAAGGGCUGGCUGUCGCUGCACACCGGGAACCUGGACGGGGAGGCGGGCGCGGCGGAGCGGGCGGUGGAGGACGCGUUCGUGCGGCGCUUCCUGCGCGGGACGUUUCCAGGCUGCCUGGCCGACGAGGUGGUGGUGAAGCGCCGCGCCAACGCGCUGCUGCUCUGCCCGCUGCUGCUGCGCCGCCUGCCGCCCGCCAAGCUCUGCUUCCUGCUGGGUUACGCCGAGGCGCUGCUGGCGCAUUUCUACAAGUGCCCCGUGCGCAUCCACGUGCAGACCGUGUCCGCAGCGCCCUGCUACAAGUUCCUGUAGCAUAAACGGCCCCGCACCGCC